AUGCACUUCGCCAGAAACUCUGCCCUGGCUGGGCUGGCUGUCAUCCCCCUUGCCUUUGCUCAGACUUACACCACCUGCAACCCUAUGGAGAAGACAUGCCCUAACGAUGUUGGACUCGACUCUGCUAGCUUUGCCUGCGACUUCACCAAGGGCAAGUCGGCUCUUGCUAGUUGGAGUGCUGCGACCGGAACUUCUCUUACCUACGAUGGCUCAAAGGGUGCACAGUUCGUCAUCAAUGGCAAGAACCAGGCACCAACCAUCUCGUCUGACUUCUACAUCUUCUUCGGACGUGUCGACGUUACGAUGCAAGCAGCUCCUGGUGUUGGCAUUGUGAGCAGUAUGGUUCUCCAAUCCGAGGAUCUGGACGAGAUUGACUGGGAAUGGCUCGGCGGCGAUACUACCCAGGCCCAAACUAACUACUUCGGCAAGGGUAACACCACUUCAUACGAUCGCGGUACUUACCAGAGUGUGUCAUCACCUCAGACAACCAUGCACACUUACACCUUUGACUGGACCAAGGACAAGGUUGACUGGCUCAUUGACGGCGUGAUUGUUCGCACUCUCAAGUACGCUGAUGCCGUUGGCGGUGAGAACUUCCCUCAGACCCCUAUGCGCCUCAAGUUGGGCAACUGGAUUGCUGGCGAUCCGGCCACCAACGCCAAGGGUACGAUCGAGUGGGCUGGUGGUGAGACGGACUUCUCCCAGGCUCCUUUCACCAUGUACGUCAAGUCUGUCAGCGUCACCAACUACAACCCGGCCGGAGCAUACCAGUGGACGGACAAGACUGGCAGCUACGAGAGCAUCAAGCUGUCUACUGCCGUGGUCUCCAACAGCCUCAACACCGUCGCUCCUACCUCGGCCAUCAGCGUUAAGAAGGCUCAGGCUCAGGGCAGCGAUGCUGUUGUUGCCACCUCCAACUUCACUUUGUCUGCCUCGUCGACACUGAGCUCUGUCAUUAGCAGUGCCAGCGCCAAAGUCACCUCAUCUACCGCAGCUGCAUCAUCAUCCGCCGCAUCUAAGAGUUCAUCUUCCAGUUCUUCUGCUUCGGCCACCUCGAGCCAGCCCGCACAGCAGAGCACCAACGCCGGUGUCUUGAACACUGUCGCUACUGGCCUUUUCUCCGCCGUCGGAGCCGCCAUGGCCUUCUUGAUCCUCUAA
Messenger RNA from Aureobasidium namibiae CBS 147.97, 1158 nucleotides. Its product is annotated as concanavalin A-like lectin/glucanase. Gene Ontology annotation, molecular function: hydrolase activity, hydrolyzing O-glycosyl compounds; glycosyltransferase activity. The record is from RefSeq and is a predicted model, not a curated record. The transcript is spliced from 2 exons. The coding region runs from base 1 to 1158 and encodes 385 amino acids. Lineage: Eukaryota; Fungi; Ascomycota; Dothideomycetes; Dothideales; Saccotheciaceae. Gene Ontology annotation, biological process: carbohydrate metabolic process; fungal-type cell wall organization. Gene Ontology annotation, cellular component: fungal-type cell wall.